Molecule: messenger RNA, 4776 nt
Organism: Trichogramma pretiosum
Lineage: Eukaryota; Metazoa; Arthropoda; Insecta; Hymenoptera; Trichogrammatidae
Gene: ari-1
Product: E3 ubiquitin-protein ligase arih1l
Exons: 8
Coding region: 710-2218 (502 amino acids)
Biological process (GO): protein polyubiquitination; ubiquitin-dependent protein catabolic process; positive regulation of proteasomal ubiquitin-dependent protein catabolic process
Cellular component (GO): nucleus; cytoplasm; ubiquitin ligase complex
Molecular function (GO): ubiquitin protein ligase activity; zinc ion binding; ubiquitin conjugating enzyme binding
Source: RefSeq, a predicted model, not a curated record
GUAUGUAUGUGAGCGACUGUGCGAAUACUAUGGACUUGGUCUGGCGCAGCCAUUGCUGCUAAGGGGGCUGCCCACUAGUGUGCGAUGCUGACAUUACAAUCAUAAUCUUCAGUAGUAAUUUUACACGAGUGUGUGAUAAAUAAUCUUAGGUGCAGUCAAUAUUGCCAGAUUGGAAAUAAUAUUUAUAACAAUUUUGUCACUUCCCUCAAUAGUGGGACAGCUCCGAAACAUUCAUGCUUAUUUAUAUACUCUUGAUCAUCUGUGAGUUUGAUUUUGUGUUCGGAUUCGACAAAUGAACGUUCCUCGAUAUACUAAUUCAACGCUUUGUUGUCAGAAAGAAUUAUCAGUUUUCGCGACCGUAUAGCGUUGUUCCUUAUGUGUUUACUUAUAUGAGAAUUCCGAGUGCCAUUUGAAAUAAUCCAAUACGGUUACGUGGUUGUGCUUUGUCGCGCAUCAACGUUGCUUUUGAUUAAAAAAAAUAAUAAUUUAGCGAUAAUAUCAUUGUGUUCAUUACGUAAACAAGCUCGCGUAAAGCAAAAUUUUCAUUGGUAAAUACAUUGGUCAAGCCAAGACGACGAAGAGUCGGGACAUGUAUUUCGCAAACAAGCGAAGCAACCCUCGAUACUCUCAUAAGUAAUUUAGAAUUUCUUGCUACACAUGGCCACACACUCAAAGAUAUAAAAAAAGGUGGUAAUACAAAUUCAAAGCUAUGGAUUCAGAAGAAGAAACUUUAUAUGAUGACAUUGAUUCAGGAAAUGAAUCUAGUGGUGAUGAUGUUGAUUUUGCCAUGGAUGUUGAAUCAAGUAAUCCCAUAGAACGAACUGCAGACACUGAUGAAUAUCCAUUUGAAGUUCUAUCUACAGAAGAAAUAGUUCAGCACAUGGUAGAUUGUAUCAAAGAUGUCAAUACAGUAGUAGAGAUUCCAGCAACUACAACAAGAAUCUUAUUAAACCACUUUAAAUGGGACAAAGAAAAACUGAUGGAAAGGUUUUAUGAUGGAGACCAAGAAAAACUUUUUACUGAAGCCCAUGUUAUAAAUCCAUUUACCAAAACAUCAGCUCUCAUAAAAAAUCGUCCACAAAUUAAAACUAAUGCCACCGAAGAAUGUGGUGUAUGCUUUAUGGCUCUUCCAGCAAGUAUGAUGACUGGUUUGGAAUGUGGUCAUCGAUUUUGUACAAGUUGUUGGGGCGAGUAUUUAACUACAAAAAUUAUGGAAGAAGGAGUGGGUCAAACUAUAGCAUGUGCAGCACAUGCAUGCGAUAUAUUAGUAGAUGAUGCAAAUGUAAUGCGUCUCAUCAAAGAUUCAAAAGUAAAAUUGAAAUAUCAACACCUUAUUACAAAUAGCUUCGUAGAAUGUAAUAGACUGCUGAGAUGGUGUCCAUCACCGGAUUGUAAUAAUGCUAUUAAAGUUCAAUAUGUAGAGUCAAAGCCAGUAACAUGUAAAUGCAACCACACAUUCUGUUUUAAUUGUGGGGAAAACUGGCAUGAUCCUGUUAAGUGUCGUUUAUUACGCAAAUGGAUUAAAAAAUGUGAUGAUGAUUCAGAAACAUCUAACUGGAUAGCAGCUAACACAAAAGAGUGUCCAAAAUGUAAUGUCACCAUUGAAAAAGAUGGAGGUUGUAAUCAUAUGAUCUGCAAAAAUAGUUGCAAAACUGAAUUUUGCUGGGUUUGCCUUGGACCUUGGGAGCCACAUGGUUCAAGCUGGUAUAAUUGUAAUCGGUAUGACGAAGCAGAUGCCAAAGUGGCCAGAGAUGCACAGGAAAAAUCAAGAGCAGCUUUACAACGUUAUCUAUUUUAUUGUAAUCGUUACAUGAACCAUAUGCAGUCAUUGAAGUUUGAAAACAAACUUUAUUCUAGCGUGAAAGAAAAAAUGGAAGAAAUGCAACAGCACAACAUGUCAUGGAUAGAGGUGCAGUUUCUCAAAAAAGCUGUUGACAUUUUGUGUUUAUGCAGACAGACUUUAAUGUACACAUAUGUAUUCGCAUACUAUUUGCAAAAGAAUAAUCAAUCUGUACUAUUUGAAGAUAAUCAAAGGGAUUUAGAAAGCGCUACAGAAUGUUUAUCAGAAUAUCUGGAAAGAGACAUUACAAGUGAAAACUUAGCAGAUAUAAAACAAAAAGUUCAGGAUAAAUAUCGCUACUGCGACAGUCGGCGUAAAGUGCUCUUAGAACAUGUACACGAAGGUUAUGAAAAAGAUUGGUGGGAUUAUUUGGAAUAAGUAUACAAAGAAUAAGUUUCGCGCAGUUUGUAACUUGUUGUUAGUGACCAACUUCCAAGCUUUGUUCCAGCUGUGAUAAACCCUAUGAGCUGAGAGAUAAAAUAUUCUUUUAAAAUCACGGGAUCUGAACUUAAUCAACAUCAUACAUCAUGAGAACAUAACAUCUAUGUUCAUCAAAUAAAGUUGACUGAUGGUCUUGUUUAGAAAAUAAUACUUUGAAAUAAAUUUUACUUUACAGACUAUGCUCAAUGAUUUUAAAAGAAUUGAAAGACUUGAGUCUUCAUUGUUAUUUUUAUUAUUAUUUGUAUUUGUUUUUAAUCUAGUGAAUGAGUGCAUAUAAACUUAAAUUUAAAAGAUUGUUUUUAGUAUUUGAUUAGUCAUAAAUUCAUCCACGAUAUUAACGAUUAAUAUAUUAAGUUGGACAUAACUUAGCAUAUAAAAAAAAAAGAUUGAAUUAUAAAUGUAAAUCUGAAAAAAAUGAGGAAAGGUGCUGUAAUAAAUAAUAUAAGUGCUUACAUAGUCAACAAUUGAACAAAAGUUUCUAAUACUUCAACUUUUUUCUUGAGUUAUCUUUUGUCUUAUUAAAUUUAUUACUUCAUGCAAAUUUAAUUAAGUUAUAUUUCUUUAGAGUAAAUUAUUCAUUAGAUGAGGCUACAUAUGAAAUACAAAAGACUAUUUAUGCACUUGGAAAGGUGAACAAAGAUGAAAAAAAUGUCCACAUAAUCUCAGAAUCAGAUCUUAACUUUCCUUUUCUUAGAGCGCCGCAUAUUGCGACAGAACCAGAAUACAAAUACACUACACAGCAUAAUACAAGAAAUUUUGAUUAUUGAAAUGAACAGUAUGGCUAAAAACUUAAUAAUUUUAAAGUCAUAAUGUUGGUUUCCAUUUAGUUCAGUUUACGACUGCCAAAUCAAGUUCAUAUUCAAAAAAUGUUGACAAUUCAAAUUAUACUGUGAACAUAGUGCUAAAAAACUGGUAUCAAAGUGUUGAAAGAAAAUUAAGGUUGAAUGAAAUUGUGAUUGAAUUUAAUUUUUCAAAUAAAAAUUCAGUCUUGUUUGAUACUCCAUGAAAGAUAUAAUGUAAAUAGUUCUAUUAUUACGGUUUCUGGAUAAUUAUAAAACUUUUUUGUAAACGUGCCUAAAAUAGUCAUAGGUAAAAAAUGUUUGAAUCGAAGUCAUGACAUAUAAUGUUGCCAGCAUGAGGAAAAUAUAAAUUGUAAAUGCAAAAGUAUUGUUAAUUUUUGUUCUAGAAAUUUGAAAAUUAAAUAAAAUUCUGCAUUACUAAGAUGCAAUAAUCUCUAUUGAUCAAUAUUGGAGUAUGAUCAAAAGGAAUGUAUAUGAAGUUUCCCUGUACAGAUUGAAUAUAAUAAUGUAUGAACGUAAAUGUGCGUACAUGCACUCGUACAUACGUGUGUUCAUUUGUAUGACAUAUUCAUGUAAUGUAUGUUCAUAUGAAAAUUCAUUUCGACGGUUAUCGAGAAGAGUGCUUACCUCCAUUUUUUGUAAUAUUUCAGUUAGAUUGGUAAAGUCCAGUCAAAAAUUUAUUAAUUGAAUCACCAUGUUAAAAUGAGUUUAGGUAAUUAGGUAUUUUUCACCAUUGCAUUUGCAUUAUUAAUUAAAUUGAAGUAACCCAAUUAAACAAUAAUUUUUAACUUUUAACAUUAAUACAUUUUUUGAGUUUAAUUAAAUAGCCUACAACAGAAAAAUGUGGCAAUCAAUUUCAUUCAAAAUUUUAUAUAAAUGGAGUUGGUAUUUUUUUUCCUGAAAGUCGAAGAUAUAUGUAUGUGUAUGUAUCAUUUAACAAUUUGUAGAUGUGUAUAAAAAAUAAAACUUGUCUGUGGAUUUUAGGAUUCUCAACAAGAUUAAAAUGUACAUUUGGAGAAUAAUAUUUUAUUGAUAGUCUACAUUGUUACUCUUAUUUAUUCAACGUUAAUGAAAGGGAAACGUUUCAAUUAUAGACUUGACGAAUGAAAUUCGAUAGCUUUUGUACAGUUUAAAAUUCAAUUAGGAAGACUAACUGAACUUCUUUUAUUAGGAAAGUGAACUGUUUAAGGUAAUCAAUGAAAUACUGUGGUUUACUGCAUGAAGUUUCCAGGUAAAUAAGAUCAACGUGAUUGGUGAAUUUUGGUAGGUGUUUCAAUCAUUUUAGAUCUUUCCAAACUUAUGAGAGUAUAAAAUAAAUUGAGAAAUUUUAUAUUUAUACGUAUUUAAAAUAUAUUUCUGUAUCCAUGAAACUUAAUACCCUUAGACAUAAGUAGAGCAAAAGCAAAAUAUUUCCAUAAAUUAUCACGGAGCAAAACAUUUUUUAAAGAUGAAAUAUUGAAAUUACAUUAAUUUCUUAAUGUUAUGAGUUUGUAAAAAAGUUGGCAAUUUUUUCUUUUUUUUAUUUGUAUUUUUUUUUUUUAAUUGUUAAAUCUUAUUGUAGAAUAUUUAGACUUUUUAGCUUAUAUCAUUAAACGUCCAAUGUAAAUUCUUUACUAAUGUAUGACCAUUGUUGUUGUUAUUUAACAACAUAUGAAUUCGUUGUCUAAAGCUUUGAAAUAAAAACUAUAAAACCAC